AUGCAUCUGUUUCUGGAGUGCGCUGUCUGUCUGGUAGGCUGGGACCAUCAGCCGUACUUCAGCGAAGAGAACCAGCAAGGAAAGACAUAUGCACGUCAUGGCGGCUUCAUCGAGGGUGCGGAGCUUUUCGACCUGACUUACUUUGGACUUGGCACGGCCGAGGCCAAGACAACAGAUCCGCAACAGAGACUUCUUCUCAAUGCUGCUUACGACGCGCUUCACGCCGAUGGAUAUGACAAGGGACUCCUGCAAAACGCUGCCAUGGCACCUUGGCCAGAAGACGCAACGGCUUGUGCUAAGGGUGUCUUCGCAGCCUUGAGCAACCUGGACUGGUACCAGCUGGCCCUUCCGCAAGCUGGAGUCUACACUGGCCCGGGAGUUUCAUGCGGCAUGGCCGCCAACCGAAUCAGCGUUCCGGCAGCAGAAAGAACAAAACAGUAUCGCUGGAUGAGAUGCUUGCCGUACUUGCUCUGCAUUUCAAGGCUACGUCUUCGGCCUCACAGGGCCGAGUAUGACAGCCCUCGUCUCACAAGUGUGGAGGAAGCCAUGCAUGUAGGUCUUGUCAUGAAUUCCGCAUGCUCUGCUGAGAUUGACACCGCUUGCUCAUCUUCGAUCUCAGCACUCCAUGCUGCGUUGCGGUCCCUGGAGGUAAUGGUGGCCUCGAUACACUGCACGGAGUGUUCGCAGCCGCUGAACCGGAUGCGAGAUUUUCACGAGCAAAGCUUCUGGCAGAUUGUAG
Molecule: messenger RNA, 739 nt
Organism: Symbiodinium sp. CCMP2456
Lineage: Eukaryota; Dinophyceae; Suessiales; Symbiodiniaceae
Source: the annotation of a GenBank genome assembly